This is a messenger RNA of Brassica rapa (field mustard), 933 nucleotides long. Its product is annotated as ferritin-3, chloroplastic. Gene Ontology annotation, biological process: intracellular iron ion homeostasis; iron ion transport. Gene Ontology annotation, molecular function: ferric iron binding; ferrous iron binding. Gene Ontology annotation, cellular component: cytoplasm. NCBI's taxonomy places the organism in Eukaryota, Viridiplantae, Streptophyta, Magnoliopsida, Brassicales, Brassicaceae. The record is from RefSeq and is a predicted model, not a curated record.
CCUCCUAGCCACAAGUCGCCUCCUUUCUUCUCUCUUCCCAUUUCUUCGCUGCAGACAGAUCCAAAAUGCUUCUCAAAGCUGCUUCUACGUUCUCGCUCAUGACCGUUCACGGAGUGAAGAAGGACGUCUCUCCUCUCUCCUCCGUUUCAUCGGGGAGAAACCUCUCCUUCUCUGUUCGUGCCUCCACGCAGCCACUAAGCGGCGUCGUUUUCGAGCCGUUUGUGGAGGUGAAGAAGGAGCUCGAUCUCGUCCCUUCGAGUCCGCAGCUUUCCCUCGCUCGACAUUUGUACUCCCCUGAGUGCGAAGCCGCCGUCAAUGAGCAGAUCAAUGUUGAAUACAAUGUGUCGUAUGUGUAUCACGCUUUGUACGCUUACUUCGACCGUGACAACGUUGCUCUGAAAGGUCUUGCCAAGUUUUUCAAGGACUCGAGUGUGGAGGAACGAGACCACGCUGAGAUGUUGAUGGAGUAUCAGAACAAACGUGGUGGGAGGGUUAAGCUACAGCCUAUGGUGAUCCCUCAGUCUGAGUUUGACCACGCUGAGAAAGGAGAUGCUCUCUAUGCCAUGGAGUUGGCUCUAUCAUUGGAGAAACUGGUCAAUGAGAAGCUCUUAAAUGUGCACAGUGUGGCUUCGAAGAACGACGAUGUCCACUUGGCUGAUUUCAUUGAGAGCGUGUUUUUGAACGAACAGGUUGAAGCUAUUAAGAAAAUCUCGGAGUAUGUCUCUCAGCUUAGAAGACUCGGCAAAGGACAUGGGACAUGGCAUUUCGAUCAGAAGCUUUUGGAAACUGCUGCUGCUUAAGCUAUUUUUGGUUGUAAUCUCUCUAAUAAACUGCUGUUGCUUAAUCUAUGGUUGUUGUACUCUCUUUAAAAACUGGUGUUGCUUACUCAAUUUUGGCUGAGGGAUAUUUUAAUCUUUUAGUUUUUUGUUUUCA